Messenger RNA from Octopus bimaculoides (California two-spot octopus), 2223 nucleotides. RefSeq lists its product as uncharacterized. Gene Ontology annotation, molecular function: actin filament binding. Lineage: Eukaryota; Metazoa; Mollusca; Cephalopoda; Octopoda; Octopodidae. Gene Ontology annotation, cellular component: plasma membrane; actin filament; site of polarized growth. Gene Ontology annotation, biological process: cell migration; regulation of actin filament polymerization. The record is from RefSeq and is a predicted model, not a curated record.
ACCUCACUAGUGAGGUGUGUCAACAUCAGAUACAUUAGUUUCAGGACAACAGAGAAUAUAUAUAUAUAUAUAUAUGUAAAUAUAAAUAUAUACACCCUCCAGUCCCGGACAUAUAUACAUUAUAUUAUAUAUACAUAUUGGUCGUUGUUUAUAUCCAGCCACAAUUAAAAAGGAAAGCCUUCACAAUUGUCCAAGAUGUGGAAAGCUGCUGCCGGUACAAACAUUAAGUUUGAGGGGAAAAACGAUGACGCUGACGACGACUGGGAAACCGAUCCGGACUUUGUGAAUGACGUGAGUGAGAAGGACCAGCGAUGGGGAUCGAAAACAGUCGCAGGAUCAGGUCACAUGGCCUCCAUCAGCUUGAACACUUUGAGAGAGGGAGUUGCCCAGGAUCAUGCCUCUCACAAGAAGAAAGAAUUUGAAGCUGGGCCUCAAGCUUCUUAUGGCUAUGGGGGUAAAUUUGGGGUCCAGAAAGAUCGAAUGGACAAAUCUGCUUUGGGUCAUGAACACCAAGAAAAACUUUCUGUGCACAACAGCCAAAAGGAUUUCUCGAAGGGAUUUGGAGGUAAAUUUGGGGUUCAGAAAGACCACCAAGACAAGGAUGCGUGCGCUGUUGGCUACGACUAUGAAGGCAAAGUCGAAAAACAUCAAUCGCAGACAGAUUAUUCUCAAGGAUUUGGUGGGAAAUAUGGCGUUCAGUCUGAGAGUAUGGACAAAUCUGCUGUCGGAUGGGAUCACCAGGAGAAUUUAGGGAAGCAUGAGUCACAGAAAGAUUACAGUAAAGGUUUCGGUGGAAAAUUUGGUGUGCAGAAGGACAGGCAGGACAGUUCGGCUGUUGGCUGGGAGUACGAAGGAAAAGUUCAGAAACACGAGUCUCAGACAGAUUAUUCAAAAGGAUUCGGCGGUAAAUUUGGUUUGCAAAAAGAUCGCCAGGAUUCAUGUGCUGUUGGAUAUGAAUACGAAGGCAAAAUCGAAAAGCACCAAUCGCAGACAGACUAUUCACAUGGAUUUGGUGGAAAGUUCGGUGUCCAGAAAGAUCGUCGAGACAAAGCAGCCUUGAGUUACGAAGACGAGACGAAGACUGAGCUGCAUCCUUCCCAAGUCGACAUGAACAAAGGAUUCGGAGGCAAGUUUGGCAUCCAAGACACCAUGGAUAAAAAUGCCCUCAGCUACGAUGCUGAGUGCAAGACUGAACUCCAUUCAUCUCAGAUUGAUAUGAAAAAAGGCUUUGGCGGCAAAUACGGUGUGCAGGAUGUCAAAGACAAGUCUGCGCUUAGCUAUGAGGAUGAUACUAAAACAGAACUUCAUUCUUCUCAAAUUGAUAUGAAGAAAGGCUUUGGUGGUAAAUUUGGAAUCGACAAUACGAAGGAUAAGUCUGCUGGAGGCUAUGAAGACAUGAAAGGAACUGUUGGCACCAACUAUAAAAAACCUUCAGCAGAAACCAGUUCGGUUGGAGCAAGAAAUUUGCGAAAUAGGUUUGAAAAUUUUGCCAAAAAUUCUGAAGAAGAUGCUGCAAAGAAAGCACAAGAAGAACGACAGAAACGGCUGGAAUUUGAAAGAAAAGAACAUGCAGAACAAACGAAGAUCUACGAAGAGAAAAUGGAAAAGGAAAGAUGGGAGGCUGAAAACGAACCGGAAAAGGAGGAAGACGAAGAAGAAGAGGUUCAACCAAGGAAGACGUUCGUCCCACCACAGUCCAAAUGCUACGUCCCCAACGAAGAGAUCACGGCUUUCAAAAGGGAUUCGUACCUGAGGCAGGGGUCACGGGAGGACCCUCCGAAAUCCGCCGCCGUUUCUGCUCCCACAUCUGCCCCGAGGGACAGAGAGCGAGUAGAAGCAAGGCGGGAACCCGAGGAGGAAGAGGAGGAGGAGGAGGAAGAGGUAAGGGUUGAGGCAAAAGAGGAAAAGGAGGAGGAGGAAGUGCAGAGGUUUGAGGAUGAUGAUGGUGAGCUGUACGAGAACCCAGAAGAUAUAAUUUCUUCACCAGAAGACCAGCAAGCUGGACCAGUGCAGCCUGAAGGAGAAAACCUAACUGCCAUUGCUCUUUAUGACUAUGAAGCUGCUGAUGAUGAUGAAUUAUCGUUCCAACCCGAAGAUAUUAUCACUGCUGUUGACAGGGUAAGGGGUUUCUUUGUGGAAUUUUCAUUAUGUCUUGGAAAUUUCUCAGAUAAAAAAAAAAACCAAUCUGCACAGAUUAAACCCAUAUAACAAGGGCUGACUAUU